Melitaea cinxia (Glanville fritillary) is the source of this 3659-nucleotide messenger RNA. RefSeq names its product rho GTPase-activating protein 44-like. Gene Ontology annotation, molecular function: GTPase activator activity; protein binding. The coding region runs from base 344 to 2992 and encodes 882 amino acids. Gene Ontology annotation, cellular component: cytoplasm; intracellular anatomical structure. The record is from RefSeq and is a predicted model, not a curated record. The transcript has 6 exons. Lineage: Eukaryota; Metazoa; Arthropoda; Insecta; Lepidoptera; Nymphalidae. Gene Ontology annotation, biological process: regulation of Rac protein signal transduction; signal transduction; regulation of actin cytoskeleton organization.
UGACACCUUAUAUACUCUUUGGUUUCUGACUUCUGAUUUACAUAUCUGUGGAUUCUUAUUUUCUUAUUCAUUGUGAUUUCUGUAAAUUAUGUUUAAAAGACAACUUAUUAUUACAUAGAUAUACAAGUUAAAGUAAAUUUUGAAAUGUAGUGCCUUAACAAAAAGUUUUGUGUACGGUGUUUGGUGGUGUAUUUCAAUAACACAGCAAACGAAGAUGAUCUCAUUGACGUGCUGACAUUAGUUACGUUCUUUUCGGCGAGAGUUCUUGAUCUUUUUAUUGUUAUUGACUCGACUAAGUCCAAUGACCUUGUAACGUUAAAUAAAUUAAUAGAAAAUAACUAAAAUGAAGAAGCAGUUCUACAGGGUUAAGCAGCUAGCUGACCAAACCUUUUCAAGGGCUGGCAAAGGUGAAGCAUUGACUGAUGAGUUGCAAACAGCUGAUAGAAAAGUAGAGCACCUCCGGAAUGCUCUUCAACUUAUUAGUAAACGUUUGGCCACUGGAGCUGGAAACACACAGGGCCAAGAUCCUGCAGCCCGUGAGAAAAGGCUCAAAAAGCUACCAGAAUAUCUUUUGGGACUGUCAAUGUGUGAAGCCAGCAACUUUGAUGAUGAUGACAGCAUCUUAAAAUAUAUACUCUAUGAAUGUGGGAAAACUGAAAAAUUUCUCGCUAAUGAGAUUGCAGAACACGAGCUGAAAGUAGAACAACUAGUAUGCGCACCGUUAACAACAAUCAGUGAUCAAGACUUACCCUCAAUAAUGAAAGCAAAAAAACAACUCAGUAGACUUAUAAGUGAAAAGGAAUCAGCGGCCAGCAGAUAUCAUCAUUUGGAACGUCAAAAAGAGGAAAAUCCCACAAAAUUGCAUGCCGCUAAGGAAGAAUUAGAAGAGGCUGGUAAUAAAGUGGAGGCUGCUCGAGAUGCGCUUGCGGCUGACAUGUUCGCACUUGUUGCAAAAGAAGCACAACUUGCACACACACUGUUGCAAUAUGUAAAACUGCAAAGAGCAUACCAUGAAUCUGCAUUACAUUCCCUAGCGGACACUGUGCCCGAGCUGGAGAGAUUUAUAAACGACAGCUCGGUGAAGCCGGUGUUCGGCUACCCGCUGGAGGAGCACCUGCGCGUGACGGGCCGCACCAUCGCCUUCCCCGUCGAGUUGUGCGUGUGCACACUGCACGAGCUGGCGCUCAGCGAGGAGGGCCUCUUCCGGAUCGCCGGUGCAACAUCAAAAGUGCGAAGAAUGAAACUGUCUCUAGACGCGGGACUGUUUAAUGUUCCGCUGCCUCGAGAUUACAGAGACAUGCACGUCGUGGCCUCAGUUUUAAAGUGCUAUCUUCGCGAACUACCCGAGCCCCUCUUAACUUACCGGCUGUAUGAAAACUUCAUCCUAGCGUCCCGACAACCCUCAGAACAAGCCCGACUGAACGCUCUCUGGGAAGCCAUUCAUUUGUUACCCGACGCGAACUUUCAAAAUCUUAGAUAUCUUAUAAAAUUUUUGUCUGCUUUAACGAAAAAUCAAAGCACAAACAAGAUGACACCCUCGAACCUGGCCAUCGUGAUCGCACCGAACUUGCUCUGGGCCGCCGACGAAAGCACUUUCGACAUGAACAUUACGACCGCAGUCAACUGUGUCGUGGAGCUGCUCAUCAAGCACGCCGACUGGUUCUAUAAAGACGAUGUCGGCUUCUUUAUCUCGUUUACCAAAGAGGACCUGCUGCCCGAUCACUGUGAAUAUGGAUUCACACCCACUUUCGUCCAAGGUUAUAAUCAAACCGUAGCACUGAGUCAGGAACAUUCUAAUGGUGACUUCAACAAUAUGAGCAAGUCUCUGUACGAUUACAAUCCCCAGGCUACACAAAAAGUGACGGUAGACGGACCCGGCCGCCAUUCGAGAAGCAAUAGUCACGAUACAAGCCUAAUAUUACUAGAUAACGAUAUGAAAAAAGCUCAAUCGAACAGCUCCCUGUCCGAUCAUUCUAGUCCUCCCCACGGUAGCCCUAAACCAAUAAUGCGGCGGAAGAAUAAACCACUAGCGCCGGUCCCGCCAAACUUCACGCCCGACAAGAGCAAGAAAGUGGAAUUGCAUUCGCAGACUCCCGAAGUGUCAAAAGAUCAGAUUUCAUCAACGAAAGAGGCCGAAAAGCCGGCCAAACCCCCCCGGCCCGUCAUAUCGGAAACGGGAAAAGUGAUCACCGGCGUGCAGACGAUUAACCGGUCAACUUAUCGGCAAAACAAGGCGAUGAAAGAGGAGGCUGCCAGGAGCGGCAGCCGCGAAAACCUCGCGGACACCAGGAGACAGAGUCUCGAGUUGGAAAAGGAUAAAUUUGAAAGUUUUAAAAUACCGGAAAAUAAAACCGACAAGGAAUCGACUCUAGUGGUGAAGAACGUGACCGCCCAAAGCGGCGUCGUGACGAGAAUGAAAAUAGUGGGCGAGCCGGCGAGCGGGCAGGCGAGCGGGCAGGCGAGCGGGCAGGCGAGCGGGCAGGCUAGUGGACAGGCGAGCGGGCCGGCCUCGCUGCAGGACAGGCCGACGCGCGCGCCGCCGCCGCGCCCCGUGGCCGCCCCGCGCACGCUCGUGCCGGCGCCAGACGCCGACGACGUGGCGCUGCGCCACAAGCCCGCCGUGCCCGAGCGCCCCGCCGCGCUGCGCCCGCACAGCUUCCGCGCCGCGCGCGACGAGCCCACCGUGCUGGAGCGCGCCCACGUGUACUCCGUCGACAAGCACCACCCCACCGUCAUACAAGUGGGCGCCGCCGACGAGCCGCGCGUCGCCGCGGUGCACCGCGCGCACAGCUCGGGAGGCAAGGACGCCGAGCUCGAGGAGCCGAAGGGCCUGAGCGGCGCGAGCCGGCAACUGUCGCAGUCGGAGGGCGAUAUCGCGGAGGGCCCGCGCUCGCCGCGACCGCAGCCGGCGCGUCCGCCCCGCCCGCUGGUGCCGGCGCCGCCCCCGCCCUCCGCCCCGCCCGCACCGACGCACGAGAGCACCGACCUCUAGUCCCGCCCAGUAUUAGACGCGGCUCAACGUCGAGCCAAGUAUUACGACACGUAGCGACGCUUCCGAUCGUGCGAAGCAAGACUGAAGCCCUCUAUUUAUUCUAUGCUAGUAAUAAUAGAAAGCUUGACAGUUGUCGGGAAGUACAUUAAUAUUGUUGUAUUUCUUUGCAGAUGUGUUAUUUAUUUUUGUAAAACGACAAAAACUUUUACUGUAGAUAUAUGAUGUGACGCAAUCGGGAAUUUAAAAUAAAAUAUCGUUUUCAUCGGUUCAUAAAAAAAAAUUCAUUCGUUGUUCCAUUUGAACACAUCAAAAUGAGUCAAUUUAGCUUUUUAUGCAUUCAGAUUUAUUCGUAUCUUAACUUUUUGUACAAUUUAGGAUAUUUUGCAGUAAAUCCUUGUGAUAUUAGGAGUUUCGCUAAAAUACGCCGAAAGGUCGGGUGUCCGGCCGAGGGCAGGUGCACAAACGUAUAACUAGUAGCCAUAUUUUUGAUAUUUAUAAUAGACAGUGCGUUAGUUGUAUCGGCCACGCUGUUUCAGUGAAUAUUAAUAUAGGCUAAUAUAUGUUAUGUAGUAUUUACGAAGUUUUAUGUGAUAUGCAUUUUAUUAAUUAUAUACUGCAAGUAUACAAGCUUCUGUUGUAAGUAAUAACAAUAAAAUAUUAAUAAAUA